Molecule: messenger RNA, 1167 nt
Organism: Maniola jurtina (meadow brown)
Lineage: Eukaryota; Metazoa; Arthropoda; Insecta; Lepidoptera; Nymphalidae
Gene: Or-42
Product: odorant receptor 13a-like
Exons: 7
Coding region: 10-1167 (385 amino acids)
Biological process (GO): detection of chemical stimulus involved in sensory perception of smell; sensory perception of smell
Cellular component (GO): plasma membrane
Molecular function (GO): odorant binding; olfactory receptor activity
Source: RefSeq, a predicted model, not a curated record
AAUAUAAAUAUGGAUAUUCCUGAAUUCGAUGAAAUUUUCAGGCAAAUAAAAAUCAAUUUCUGGCUGAUGGGCAUUAUUUUUGAUCAACAUGGAAUAGCACUAAGAUACUACAUCUUUCUGUUAGCUAUCACUAUAAUCGCAGUAGCAGAAAUAGCAUUCUUUUUCUCCAGUAUAUCGGCAGAAAAUUUUCUCGAGUUAACUCAAUUAGCACCAUGUACCUGCAUCGGAUGGCUAUCCAUUAUCAAAAUCAUAUUCAUCACUUCGAGUAGGCAAAAAAUUUUUGAUUUGACCCGUUGCCUAAAACAGUUGUAUGAUGAAAUGCUUAGUGAUUCAAAGAAACGAGAGAUCGUUAAACGUGAUUUCAUCUUCCUUAAAUUUUUACUCAAAUACUUUUUCAUCUUGAACUCAAUAUUGAUCAUCGUAUACAAUUUUGCUCCCCUACUAUUAAUGUUCUACCAUUAUUACACGAAAAAUGUAAUAGUUUAUAGAUUGCCGUAUGCUGUGUUGUUUCCAUUUUCAACGGAUUCGUGGUAUACUUGGUUACUUAUAUAUUUUCUUUCUAUGAUUGCUGGUUUCACCUGUAUCCUGUACGUCACGACUGUGGAUGCCCUUUACUAUAUAAUGACGUCACAUACUUGUGCUCAAUUUGCUCUGCUUAGUGAGGAAAUUCAAUAUCUGGACAAAAACACCUCUCACUGUCUUAGUGGGAUCGUGAAAAAGCAUCAAUAUAUUUUGAAGCUAUCUCAAGAUCUCGAAGAAAUUUUUCGAGCACCAAACUUGUUCAACGUAUUAGUUGGAUCUAUUGAAAUAUGUGCUCUAGGAUUUAAUUUAACGAUGGGGCAGUGGGCACAAAUACCAGGAGUUGUUCUAUUUUUGCUGUCAAUACUAUAUCAAAUAUUGAUGAUCAGCGUGUUUGGAGAAAAUCUUAUAAGGGAGAGCCGAAAAGUUGGCGAAGCUGCAUUCCUCUGCAAGUGGUAUGACAUGGACAAGAUGGCAAAGAAAAUAAUUUUUCUCUUAAUACUUAGAUCCAACAAACCUCAGAAAUUGACAGCUUAUAAAUUUUCAGUUAUAUCGUAUCAAAGUUUCACUAAGAUUAUCAGUACAUCGUGGUCUUAUUUUACUAUUCUGAGAACUGUUUAUAACCCAUCCGAAAUUAAAAAAGAAUGA